Messenger RNA from Phaedon cochleariae (mustard beetle), 4531 nucleotides. The record is from the annotation of a GenBank genome assembly. Lineage: Eukaryota; Metazoa; Arthropoda; Insecta; Coleoptera; Chrysomelidae.
AUAACCCGUUUCCAGCUGUCAGAGUUGACAUUUUACAGUUUUACGUUUACUAUUUUUUUUUUAUAAAUCUUAUCAACAUUGAUAAGAUGAUAAUUUGAGGAUUUUUUCCAUCCAAAUUCGAGCAAUGUUUCCGAAAGCAAUAUUCCUAGUGUGUGUGAUAUUAAAUUUAAGUCAUUCGCUCCACAUUCGCAGUGUGGAAUACGAAAGUUUCUUGGAAAACCCAAGGUACCAAAACUAUGAUGAACUGACCAAUCUCCUGAAAAAAUUGGAAUCCGAACAUCCAAGCCUCGUGAAACUGAUCUCCGUAGGUAAAUCUGUGAAAAACCGUGAGCUAUGGGCUCUGGAGAUCAACUCAAACGUUCAGAACAGGAGCCUAUUGACCCCCAUGUUCAAAUUUGUGGGGAACAUGCAUGGAGAUGAAACUGUGGGGAGGCAGCUCAUGAUCUACCUGGCUCUCUACCUCAUCCAUAACUAUGGGAAACUGGAUAGGGUGACUCAGUUGGUCAAUAACACUGACAUCUUUCUGAUGCCAUCAAUGAAUCCAGAUGGAUAUGAAAAUUCAGUGGAAGGAAACUGUGAAUCAAAAGACCAGUAUGUUGGUAGAGAAAAUGAAAACCAUGUGGAUCUCAAUAGAGAUUUUCCUGAUCAGUUUGAUUCAUCUAGAGCAGGGACAAUUUUGGCUGGUAGACAACCAGAAACCAUAGCCAUGAUGACAUGGAUCAUAUCUAGGCCUUUUGUACUAUCUGGAAAUUUACAUGGAGGAGCAGUGGUAGCCAGUUAUCCAUUUGAUGAUUCAAAUUCCAAAAGACAGUGUUGCAAAGAGAGCAGGUCUCCUGAUGAUAACCUUUUCAAAAAACUGGCCACAAUUUAUGCCCAGGCAAAUCCAAUUAUGAAAACUGGAAAAGCAUGCAGAGAAGACAAUUUUGAUCAAGGGAUAACAAAUGGAGCCUUCUGGUAUGAAGUGAGAGGCGGCAUGCAGGACUUCAACUACGUGCACUCGAACUGCUUCGAGGUGACCUUCGAACUAACCUGCUGCAAAUUCCCUAAGGCCGAUCUGCUGCCUGAGGAGUGGCGCAACAACAAGGAAUCCAUGUUGCGGUUCAUGGAGGCGGCGCAAUGGGGGGUGAAGGGGGUGGUGAGGAACGAGCGGGGCGAGGCGGUGCUGGACGCCGACGUGGUGGUGGGGGGGAUUGCGCACAACGUGACCACGUCGAACAGGGGGGAGUAUUGGCGGUUGCUGUUGCCCGGGAAGUAUGAGAUCUACGCUACGGCUUACGGGUAUUUGCCAUCAGAGAAGGUAAUUGUAUUCGUGGAAGAAGGCAAAACCAGCAGGCAGGAUUUCACAUUGAAAUUACAGCCGGUCGUACAAGGUGCCUACGAGGUCUCAGAGACUGUCAACACGAGCACGUACGAUAAAAAUGGAUUUGUCAUCAAAGACAACUUCAAUUUCAAACACCACCAUUAUGAGGAGAUGAUCGCUUACAUGAUUCAUUUCAAUAAGUUGUAUCCCAACAUCACCAGGAUCAAUUCUAUUGGUAAAUCAGUGCAAAAAAGAGAACUGCUUGUUUUCGUCAUUGGUAGUACUCCUGAUAAGCAUGUGCCAGGAAAACCCGAGUUCAAAUACGUUGCUAACAUGCACGGAAACGAAGUAGUGGGCAAAGAACUGCUGCUCUAUUUGAUCAAGUACCUUUGCGAGAGAUACGGGACCGAUGACAGAGUCACUAGAUUAUUGAAAACGACUAGAAUCCAUCUACUGCCCAGCAUGAAUCCAGAUGGUUACGAAAUGUCAAAAGAAGGUGAUCAAUCCAGUCUGCGAGGUAGGAACAACGCAAACGAUUUUGAUCUAAACAGAAACUUUCCUGACCAAUAUGGUGUCAACAAGUUCAAUCGAGUGAUUCAACCAGAAACUCAAGCUGUGAUGGAUUGGACCCUAUCCCAACCGUUCGUGUUAUCAGCAAACUUACAUAACGGAGCUCUGGUAGCCAAUUAUCCGUAUGAUGACACUCCUGAUGGCAAAAUCGAAGAGAACUUGGCUCCUGAUGACCAGGUUUUCAAGUACUUGGCUCAUACUUAUGCGAACGCCCACCGCACGAUGCACAAUGGCAUCCCGUGCCCAAUGUUCCCCAAUGAGAUUUUCCGUGGGGGUAUCACGAACGGCGCCGAAUGGUACAGCGUGACGGGAGGCAUGCAAGACUGGAACUACUUAGCUGCAGGUUGCAUGGAACUCACGCUAGAGGUCGGCUGUUACAAGUACCCGCUAGCGAAAGACCUCUCCGACUAUUGGAACGACAAUAAGGAGGCUUUGAUCAGCUACAUCGAGCAGGUGACAGACCAAGUCGAAAUAUACUUAGCUGUCAGUAGUGGACGUAUGCCGGUUCUCUGUCACAUAAAAACGGUUCACAAAGGUGUUUCUGGUUAUGUAACGAGUACAAUCGGCUAUCGAAUAGAGCUUGCCGAAAUCAUAGUGGAAGGAAACAAACAUGCCGUCAAGUCAGCGAAACAUGGGGACUACUGGAGAAUACUUUUGCCCGGAAAGUAUAAUAUGACUGUGGCAGCCAGAGGAUACGAGAGCUACACCUCAGAAAUAGUAAUUCCGGAAUCAGGUUACUUAGAGUAUAAUGUUACUUUGAUGAAAGAUGACCCCUUGCAUUGGGCCAGCGCCUACGAUUUUGGCAUCGGCGAGAACCAGUACAAACCGCAAUACCACACCAGCCAGGAGAUCAAUUCGAUUCUCUCGUCCAUGGAGAAUAAAUAUCCUGAUGCUGCUGCUUUCCAAGGAGGCGAUAAUCUCGUAUCUAUGGCCAUACGUUCCUUGAAAAUAACCGAUAAGGUCGAAGCUGAUGAUGAGAAAAAGUUUCAUGUGGCUGUGAUGGGCAAUCUUUUCGCUACCCAGCCGAUAGGUAGAGAAAUCGGCAUAUACCUUGCACGUCAUCUACUCGAAGGAUUCCGAAUAGGCGAUUUCAAAGUCAUGAAAAUACUCACAAACACCGUUAUUCACAUCAUUCCUGUCAUCGACAAAGCUUUCGAGCAGAUUUGGGGAGACUACGAAAAAAUCGUUUUGGGCAACGAAAAACCCAACAAGUUCUUGUGCAACAACAUCACCGCAGAUUUCAAGCAAGUGGGAGACCAGCUUAUCAGCUCCAGCGGCAAAAUAGGCGGACACCAAGACAUGAAAAUGAUCGUGAAUGCUUUCAAGCACCUUCUAUUGGAAGAAAAGUUCGAUCUGAUGUUGAACAUCGAGGGAGGCGGUAGUGGAAUACUGUAUCCAUCGACUAAGAAUGUGGUCGAUCCUUACAAGGUCAUAGCGGAAUCUUACAACUCAGAACUGAAAAUGUCACAGAGUUGUUCGAUGUCUAACAAAGGUACAGAUUCUAUACUAACCGACUACCUCUACCACGAGUACAAUACCGCCGUGUUGACUGCCAAAGUCAGCUGUUGCGAAUAUCCGGCAGUAGGGAACAUCCCGUAUAUCUGGAGAGAUAUAUUGGCACCUUUGAUGAGGGUCCUUGCCAGUACUUUGACAGGUGUAGAAGGUGUGGUUAAGAACAAUCUUGGUGAACCAAUGCUGAACGCGAGCGUAACAGUUUCUGGCAUCGACCAGCCCUACGAAGUUACCAAGAAGAUUGCUCAUUUCAAACUUAUGCUGCCUCCGGGCAAUUACAAUUUGGAAAUCAGCUGUCAUGAUUAUCAAACCAAGGUGAUUCACAUCUCUGUGACAGAAGGAAAUCUUUUGUCAUUGGAUGUGGUUCUAGAAGCGAAUGAUUUCGGCUUAGAGGUUUAUCCAGGAACCAUAGUGAAGACAGACCCAGAGAUUAUUGUGACAAAUGAUGACAGUAUGCACAAACCAUUUGCUGGGGAUAUUCCUACUGGAAUUAGAGGUUACAUCCAGGAUUAUUCGGGUCAUCCUAUUCCGACAGCGACGAUAACGGUGCUCGAGAAAAAUGUAACUGUAUUUUCUGACAAAAGUGGUAAAUAUGGUGUACAGCUACCACCCGGUGACUAUACUAUCAAAGUCAAGGCUUCCGGGUACCAUCCCAACGUCAAACUUGUUACUCUCAAUAAGAUCAACCAGUUUCCCAAGGUCGUUAUGGUCCAGCUCAAGAAAGAUACCAACUUUUUCGGUGUUCCCAGGCUGGCAUUCGUGUUAUUAACAGGUUUUAUUUGUGCCGGUGCACUUGGUUUGGGCACAGUUUGCUACAUGACAUGCAAGAGGAAAAGCGAAUACGGUUUAGUAUCGCAACAUAGUUUCUACGAAGAUUACGAGUAUGAUUUCAAAAACGAUUCGAAAGAAAAAGAACUGUUCAGAACACCGUUAGGAUGCGAUGUGAGUUCAAAUAUAAAAGGACUAAUAUUGAGUAUUAAGAAUAUAGAUUUUGCAGACGUAAAAUCCUGUGUUUUAGGCAAACCCCUAACAAGGCCUUACUAUGACGAUGAAGACGAGGAUGAGGAUGACGAUAAUGCCGAUUAUCAAGCAGUAGACCAUUUCAGCGACUCGGAUGAAGAUGUCAUUUUGAUAAAUGGGAAGAAGUGA